UAAAUCACCCGUGACCUUGACCGAGAGCGUACAAUUCCCAUCAAGGAAGUCUCUUAGUAGCAUUCUAGAGGGAAGCUGAAUUGCACUUCUAUUUUCAGUGGGGCCAUUUCUGGUGAUCACCAAUACCAUCGGAUUUGCCCUAAAAUAAUUUAAGAACGAACUCAAGUCGGCAAUAUGUCCAAUCCACAACCUGUGUUAACUGGAAUCAAGUUCAAGGCUGAAGAGGAUAAUGCCAAAAGAUAUGAGGAAGGGGCUAAAUAUGCCAGCACGCAUCAUCAAGAGCUUGAAGAACCGGAACAGAAAAUCAAACAGAUUUCAUUCUUCCAAUUGUUCCGGUUCGCAGAUACGAGAGACACUGUUAUGACGAUCAUUGGACUUAUUGGUGCUUUAAUCCAUGGUUUCUUCUAUGUGGCUGUUAACAUUGUCUUCGGUGAAACCACCGAUGUUUUUGUAAACUACACUAAAUCUAUCAGGCUGAUUAGUCGUUUCAACGUUUCCUCAUAUAAUUUGACCAACGAGGACAUCAUAAGGAAUCGAAGCUUACUCGACCCGAUAUUGAUUGACAACGGGGUAAGAGAUUACAACUCUAGUGUCCUACCCGUAGUAGCUGCUGAAGGUAUAUUCACCGCAAUGAGAGGGUAUGCCUGGUGGUAUGUCUUCAUGGGCGUUAUGGUGAUGCUCACAGCAUUCGUCCAGAUCUCGUUCUUUAUGAUACCAGCAGAGCGUCAGAUGAGGAGGAUAAGAACAUACUUCCUGAAAGCUUGCUUAAGGCAGAACGUAGGAUGGUACGAUGAGCUAGGUGCUGGGGAACUGAACACCCGUCUCUCUGAUGACAUUCUGAAAAUCAGCGAUGGCAUAAGCGACAAACUUGGCACGUUCAUCCAGUACGUCUCUACGUUUGUUUGGGGAUUCGUCAUUGGCUUCGUUUACGGUUGGAAACUUUCAUUGGUGAUGUUGGCUACCGUUCCUGGGCUGACCAUAGCGGUGUUCGUAAUGGGCUAUGUUAACAGUGUUCUUACUAACGUAGAGCUGAAGGCGUAUGCUCAAUCGGGUAAGAUCGCGGAAGAGGUAUUGGGGUCUAUGCGCACUGUUGCUGCUUUUGGUGGCGAGAAGAAGGAAUGUGAACGUUACAACAACAACUUAGGAUUUGCAAGGCAGAAAGGUAUCCAAAAAGGACUUGUGAUGGGCCUUGGCAUAGGAUUUGCAUGGUUCAUCUGCUAUUGUGCAUACUCCCUUGGGUUUUGGUAUGGAGCUAAGCUCAUCCGCGAGGAGGACUAUAGUGCUGGGAUACUUCUUAUAGUCUUUUUCUCUGUUGUGACUGGUGCUGUUGCCAUUGGACAGGCUGCCCCAAAUCUGCAGAACAUUGGGACGGCAAGGGGAGCUGCAUACACCAUAUAUAACAUCAUAGACAGGAUUCCUCCCAUAGAUAGUAGCAGUGAGGCUGGUACAAAGCCCAGCGGGAUCAAAGGAAAUAUAGAAAUUAAGAAUCUACACUUCUGUUAUCCAACAAGACCUGACGUCAAAGUGUUGCAAGGUAUUAGCCUAAAGGUUGGAGUUGGGGAGUCCGUUGCUCUUGUCGGUUCCAGUGGUUGUGGAAAGUCGACAUCAGUACAGCUUAUCCAGCGAUUCUAUGACCCACUUGAGGGAUCUAUUGAAAUUGAUGGCAUCGAUAUCAGGGAAUUCAAUAUUAAAUGGUGGCGUAACCAGAUUGGAAUUGUAUCUCAGGAACCGAUACUGUUUGGCACGACUAUAGCUGAAAAUAUUCGUUAUGGGCGAGACGAUGUUACCCAGCAAGAAAUUGAACAAGCUGCCAAGGAAUCAAAUGCCCAUAACUUCAUCAUGGAGUUUCCGGAUAGGUACGAGACAUUAGUGGGCGAACGAGGUGGACAGAUGAGUGGAGGACAGAAACAAAGAAUUGCCAUUGCAAGAGCUUUAGUUAGGAAUCCUAAAAUUUUACUGUUAGAUGAGGCCACCUCUGCACUGGACACUGAGAGUGAAGCCACCGUACAAAAUGCUCUUGAUAAGGCUAGGCAAGGACGUACUACAAUCGUUAUAGCCCAUCGUUUGUCUACUAUUCGCUACGCUAACCUCAUAUGCGGCUUUGAAGGGGGUAAAAUUGUGGAGCAGGGGUCUCACGAGGAACUGAUGGAUUAUGGUGGAAUAUAUUACCAACUUGUGACACUGCAAACUCGUGAAGACGUCGUAAAGAAGGACGCUGAACAAGUAGACGAUUCACUUGCCCUGCUGAAAGGAAAGCUACAACAGGAAAUGUCUCCUGAUGACAAAUUAGUCUCGGAAUUAAAGAGGGGUAACAGCUUCAGAAACAGUUUGAAAGGAAGCCUCCGGGGUUUGAGGCAUUUGGGAGCAGGAAUGUCUCUUCAUGGCAAACUUACUAAGCCUGAGCUUCGGGACGAGGACCUUGAUCUGUCGCCUACACCGGAAGAUGAGGCGCUCCCUCCACCACAACUGAAGCGACUAGCUGGACUCAACUCACCAGAAUGGCCAUACAUUCUCGGUGGAUGCCUCGCCGCCAUAUUCAACGGAGCAGAAAUGCCUAUUUUUGCAAUCAUCUUUAGCGAACUGCUAGUUAUAUUCACAUACUGGGACAUGGGACAACAGGAGAGAGAUGCAUCUAUGUUUGCAAUCAUUUUCCUCAUUCUUGGCGCCGUAGUCGGACUCAUGCAAUUCUUACAAACAUAUCUGUUCAGUGUGUCCGGUGAGGGAUUGACGAUGAGGUUGAGGCAGAUGGCAUUCAAGGCAAUGAUGAGACAGGACAUCGGAUGGUUUGAUAACCACAAGAACAGCACAGGGGCAUUAUGUACUAGAUUGGCAACUGACGCAUCUAGUGUACAGGGGGCAACUGGUUCACGAUUGGGUUUGAUUCUCAUGAACGCAGCAAACAUCGGUGCUGGCAUUAUAAUUGCGUUCGUCUUUGGCUGGCGUCUUGCGUUGGUUAUGAUGGGCUUCGUGCCUGUACUCGCCAUUGCGGGAGUAAUGGAAGUGCGAGUGUUGUCAGGUGUAGCCGGAGGUGACAAGAAAGCUUUGGAAAAUGCGGGGAAGAUUGCACUUGAAGCAUUGGAAAACAUCAGAACCAUAGCUGCCCUAACAAAGGAAGAGAAAUUCUACUCGAUGUAUUAUGAAAAGUUAAAGGCACCUUAUAAAAGUUCCAUAAAGAAAGCAUUCGUCUAUGGAGCUACAUAUGCUUUAUCUCAGGCCACAUUUUAUUUUGCAUUCGCCGCAGGAUUCACUUAUGGUGCCUAUCUGAUAGAAAUCAGACUGAUGCAAAUGAGUGAUCUUUUCAAGGUAUUUUCGGUGAUUAUUUUGGGUGCAAUGGGUAUGGGUCAGGCUGCCGCAUUUGCACCCGACUACGCCAAGGCUAAGGUCGCUGCAGCCAGAUUAUUUAAACUAUUUGACAGGAUCCCGGCUAUAGACACUGAAUCACCACACGGAAAUGAACCACCUUCUUAUUCGGGAGCAGUUGAGUUUGUAGAAGUUAAGUUCCGCUAUCCAUCAAGACCUGAGGUGCCAGUUUUACGUGGUUUGAAUUUGAGCGUGACACCAGGACAGACGCUGGCCCUCGUGGGAAGUAGUGGAUGUGGGAAGAGUACAUCAGUUCAACUCAUUGAGAGAUUCUAUGAUGCUUUAGCUGGUAGCAUUAUUCUAGAUGGGAGUCAUGAGAUUCACUCCGUAAACGUAGCCUGGUUGCGCAGACAGAUAGGAAUUGUGUCUCAAGAACCUGUGUUGUUUGAUGCUAGUAUCGCAGAGAACAUCAUGUAUGGAGACAACUCAAGAAAUGUGACAAUGGACGAGGUCAUACAAGCAGCCAAGAGUUCAAACAUUCAUAACUUCAUAUCUUCUUUACCUGAUGGCUACAACACAAGCGUGGGAGACAAAGGUGCACAGUUGAGUGGGGGUCAGAAACAACGUGUAGCGAUAGCCAGAGCCCUGGUCAGAAACCCCAAGAUUCUUCUCCUGGAUGAAGCAACAUCAGCACUGGACACAGAGAGUGAAAAGAUCGUACAAGAGGCAUUGGACCGGGCUAGACAAGGGCGUACAUGUAUUGUAAUUGCCCACAGACUGUCUACAAUCCAAGACUCUGACAAAAUAGCAGUUAUUUCAAACGGAAGAGUUGCAGAAAUAGGAAACCACGAGGAGCUUUUAAGACUAGAGGGAAUUUAUUAUAAUCUUCAAAACACACAAAGAAAAAAGAGGACAUAAUUAUAAUUUGAAACACAUAUACGACUGGAUUUAUUUUGGUUGCAAUGGAACAAAUAGUAUGCAAAACAUUGGAGAUUUUUAUGAACAAAUACACGAAAUCAUAAUGCACAUGUAGAUGAGUAAAACCAAGCCAAAAAUUGUAUUUUAUUGUAUUUUACCACCAAUGAAGGUGGACAAUCGGCUUCUAUCUCAUUUGCAUAUUGUUCUGUAAUAUGUAUGUGAAAAUGAAAUAAACUAACCUUAAAAAUGAGUAAAACCGACAAACACAAUUAAAUGAUAUUCAAUAUCAACAGUGUACAUUUACAGUUUAGACAAGAACACUUUCAUGUGACAAGAACACUUACACUUACAUGAAAAGCAAGUGUUUGGUUGUCUGUGAGUAUUUUUGAUUUUUACUUCUGCUACGAUUGUUCAAUUAGAUGUAUACCAUAAUAUGGUAUGUGUAUUUACAAUAUAUGUGAAUUCAGCACAUUAAUUAAAUAAAAUACAUGCAAUUGCUUGAC
Molecule: messenger RNA, 4721 nt
Organism: Owenia fusiformis
Lineage: Eukaryota; Metazoa; Annelida; Polychaeta; Sabellida; Oweniidae
Source: the annotation of a GenBank genome assembly